This is a messenger RNA of Cercocebus atys (sooty mangabey), 1247 nucleotides long. RefSeq names its product REC114 meiotic recombination protein (gene REC114). Lineage: Eukaryota; Metazoa; Chordata; Mammalia; Primates; Cercopithecidae. The coding region runs from base 1 to 798 and encodes 265 amino acids. The transcript is spliced from 6 exons. The record is from RefSeq and is a predicted model, not a curated record.
AUGGCGGAGGCAGGAAAAGUACCCUUGAGCCUCGGGCUUACCGGAGAAGAAGCGACAGAGUGGCCUCUGCAGCGGUACGCCCGCUGCAUACCCUCAAACACCAGAGACCCACCUGGGCCACGCCAGGAAGCUGGGACAGCCCCUUGCCCCACAUGGAAGGUUUUUGAUUCCAAUGAAGAAUCUGGGUAUCUUGUUCUCACCAUAGUUAUAUCAGGUCAUUUCUUCAUUUUCCAAGGACAGACACUACUGGAAGGGUUUUCACUCGUUGGUAGCAAGGACUGGUUGAAGAUUGUAAGACGCAUGGAUUGUCUGUUGUUUGGAACAACGAUAAAGGACAAGAGUCGCCUGUUUCGAGUACAGUUCAGUGGAGAGUCAAAGGAGCAGGCGCUGGAACACUGCUGCAGUUGUGUUCAAAAGCUGGCGCAAUACAUAACCGUUCAGGUGCCUGAUGGGAACAUCCAGGAGCUUCAGCUGAUUCCUGGCCCACCCAGGGCAAGUGGAAGUCAAGGGAAGGACUCUGCAAAGAGUGUCCCAUGGCAGGCUGGAUCCCACCAGCACUCAGAACAGCAAGUGCGUGGAACAGCGGGCACAGGCGCUCCAGACGGAAGGACCUCACUGACGCAGUUAGCUCAGACUCUUCUGGCCUCGGAGGAGCUGCCCCGUGUCUAUGAACAAUCUGCAUGGGGUGCAGAAGAGUUAGGCCCCUUCCUGCGUUUGUGCCUUAUGGAUCAGAAUUUCCCAGCAUUUGUGGAAGAGGUAGAAAAGGAACUUAAAAAGCUAGUGGGGUUGAGAAAUUAAUGCUCUGUAUACAUAUAUAACUAAGGAACUUCAAAGUAUUGAAAAAUGCUUCCUCCUAAAAUUAAAGAAGAUAUUAGAAUAAAGAGCAUUAUUCCAAACACCUUUUAUCAAUGUUUUAUUUUUAAAAACAGGUGAAUCCACUUUUAUACAUCAUUGCACUUCAAUAAUUACACAAAACACAAGUACAUGCAUCUACAGUUACGCACCGCAUGAGAACCCUGUUAGGUUAUAAAAUCUAUCAUCAACCAGUAAAUCAAUGUGAAAAAAUACAGUGUCAAACCAAAAAGUAUAACUAUAGUUGCAUAGAAUAUCACCAUGCUAUAACAUUUCAAGGUCAUUGGAAACAAAAGAAAAAUUAUAAAAGUUUGCCUUGAUUGAAUGUACAAGAAUAAGGUUCAACACAUCAGUGCAAAAGGAUUUAUGAAUUUACAUGACUUAACAAAAGAAAA